AUGUCAUCGAAACGCAGUCUCUCUCCGUCAGACUCGGAUGGAUACUCCAAACGCCGCAGGCUCGGCGGGACACAGCACAAGGAUACUUCAGAUGGCACUGUCUCUGUCGACAUGCUCGAGGACCAGGACGACGAGGCCGUGGCUGUCAAAUCUCUUGCGCCUACACAUCACGCCAACGCAAGGGCCGGCAUUCAACGGUCAAUAGCUUUGGUUUUGAAACAUGACGGCUUUUUGUCCGCGACGCCCGACGCCAUGGAGAGCUUCACAGCCCUUGUCGAGACAUAUCUUGUGUCUGUCAUCGAGGAGACCAAAAGAAUGGCUCUCUCUUCCCGCCGUGACCACCCCGUUCCCAAGGACUUCGAAGCUGUUUUACGGAGAUUUAACCUGCCAAUUUCAUCACUCAAACCCCAUCUCAAGAAUCCACUGCCAGCCGAAGCCUACACACCAAGGUACAAAAGCGUCCACGUGGCCGACGACGAUGCAUAUACAACUCUCCCUCUCCUUGGUCCCGAGCUCAGUGGCCAACCCGACAAACAAGCAAAGAGUUACAUUCCAUCAAACUUCCCUGACUUUCCUAGCCGCCACACCUACAAGUUUACGCCACAAGAGGACACGAAUGCGAGAGACGCCCAGAAGAUCCGAGAAGAAGCGGCCAGAACAGCGCAGCAAGGCGAAGACGCCCUGCGUCGGUUAGUUCGGGCCUCCAAGAUGCGCAAGCAGAAGGAGGCCAAGAAUUUGGUUGAGAAGGAUGUACAAGGCAAGGAACGGUUUCGGCUCUGGGAAUUAACCAUGAAACGCUUUAUGGGAGCUGACAAUCGUGGGGAAAACACGGACAAUGUUGAUAUUGCUGAUCAUAGCAUGAUCGUCAAUGGAGACGCUGUGUUUUCGCGAAAGGAGGUUUCUCGGAUGGGCAAGCGAUUGACGGUAUUGUCUUCCAAAGGGAAUUAA
Messenger RNA from Metarhizium album ARSEF 1941, 948 nucleotides. Its product is annotated as bromodomain associated protein. The transcript is spliced from 2 exons. Gene Ontology annotation, cellular component: transcription factor TFIID complex. The record is from RefSeq and is a predicted model, not a curated record. Gene Ontology annotation, biological process: transcription initiation at RNA polymerase II promoter. The coding region runs from base 1 to 948 and encodes 315 amino acids. Gene Ontology annotation, molecular function: protein heterodimerization activity. Lineage: Eukaryota; Fungi; Ascomycota; Sordariomycetes; Hypocreales; Clavicipitaceae.